Schistocerca cancellata (South American locust) is the source of this 1347-nucleotide messenger RNA. RefSeq names its product tubulin beta chain-like. NCBI's taxonomy places the organism in Eukaryota, Metazoa, Arthropoda, Insecta, Orthoptera, Acrididae. The record is from RefSeq and is a predicted model, not a curated record. The coding region runs from base 1 to 1347 and encodes 448 amino acids. Gene Ontology annotation, biological process: mitotic cell cycle; microtubule cytoskeleton organization. Gene Ontology annotation, molecular function: GTPase activity; structural constituent of cytoskeleton; GTP binding. Gene Ontology annotation, cellular component: cytoplasm; microtubule. The transcript is spliced from 7 exons.
AUGCGCGAAAUAGCUCAUAUUCAAGCUGGACAAUGUGGAAACCAAAUAGGGGCGAAGUUCUGGGAAGUAAUUUCUGAUGAACAUGGCAUAGACCCGACUGGAACGUACCAUGGAGAUUCUGAUUUACAACUGGAACGCAUAAAUGUGUACUACAACGAAGCAACAGGGGGUGGGAAAUACGUGCCACGAGCCAUUCUCGUGGACCUGGAGCCUGGUACUAUGGAUUCGGUCAGAUCUGGGCCAUUUGGACAGCUGUUUCGCCCAGAUAAUUUCGUAUUUGGGCAGAGUGGAGCAGGCAACAAUUGGGCGAAGGGACAUUACACGGAAGGAGCUGAACUGAUGGAUUCCGUGCUUGACGUUGUGAGGAAAGAAGCAGAAAGUUGUGACUGCCUUCAGGGAUUCCAGCUAACACAUUCUCUCGGUGGUGGAACUGGUUCUGGCAUGGGAACGCUGCUGAUAUCGAAAAUAAGAGAGGAGUACCCUGACCGCAUUAUGAACACUUUCAGUGUUGUGCCAUCACCUAAGGUCUCUGACACAGUUGUCGAACCAUAUAAUGCGACCCUUUCCGUCCAUCAGCUGGUUGAGAACUCUGACGAGACUUACUGCAUCGACAACGAGGCUCUGUAUGAUAUCUGCUUCCGUACAUUAAAACUCACUACUCCGACUUAUGGAGAUCUCAACCACUUAGUGUCUGCAGCAAUGUCCGGGGUAACAACAUGUCUCAGGUUCCCAGGUCAGUUAAAUGCUGAUCUUCGCAAGCUUGCAGUAAAUAUGGUACCAUUUCCUCGCUUACAUUUUUUCAUGCCCGGAUUUGCUCCUUUGACAUCACGUGGGUCUCAGCAGUACAGAGCUUUAACUGUACCGGAACUCACACAGCAGAUGUUUGAUGCAAAAAAUAUGAUGACAGCUUGUGACCCCAGACAUGGCCGAUAUCUCACUGUGGCAGCCAUCUUCAGAGGGCGUAUGUCUAUGAAAGAGGUAGAUGAACAGAUGCUGAACGUCCAGAAUAAGAACAGCAGUUAUUUUGCUGAGUGGAUUCCAAACAAUGUUAAGACUGCAGUGUGUGACAUACCGCCUCGUGGCCUUAAAAUGUCAGCAACAUUUAUUGGGAAUUCCACAGCUAUUCAAGAACUCUUUAAACGCUUAGGUGAGCAGUUUUCAACAAUGUUCAAACGCAAGGCUUUCCUUCAUUGGUACACUGGUGAAGGUAUGGAUGAGAUGGAGUUUACAGAGGCUGAGUCAAACAUGAAUGACUUAAUUAGUGAAUAUCAACAAUACCAGGAAGCAACAGCUGAAGAAGAGGGAGAAUUUGAUGAAGAGGAAGAAGGAGAAGGAGAAGAAGCAUAA